Coregonus sp. 'balchen' is the source of this 1011-nucleotide messenger RNA. The record is from the annotation of a GenBank genome assembly. Lineage: Eukaryota; Metazoa; Chordata; Actinopteri; Salmoniformes; Salmonidae.
UACAAAACCCACAACAUUGAAAAUGAAAAGACUGGGUCAAAUUUGCCCUUUGUCUUUAAUGAUGUCAUUGGUUUGGAGAAAGGGAGUGGCAAAGGAGUACAUGAAGAUGAUAUCAUCAAAGCACUGAAGGGACAUGUAAAAGAGGGGUACAAGGUAAAAUAAAUCUUACCCAUUUCUAUUUGAAUAUACAUUUUUUAAAUAGUGAACACUAUAAAAAGUUUGUUUUUUAAAAAAUAGAAAUCUAAGUUACCCUGCUGUGUUAAAAUGUGUUAUAUUAUGUCAACUCAGGAAAUCAAGUGAAAUUUUAGAUUAUCUAAAGUUGUAACAACUGAACAUUUUAAGUCAGCAGGGUAACUCAUCUUUAUAAGUUGAAACACUAUACUUUUUAAAAACAGUCUAAUAAUGUAGAGUGAGGCCAUUUUCGCAUAUAAGAAUUGUAAUUUAUCUUCAGUUGAUUAAGGGAACUAAAUAUGAUUUAAUUUUGUCUGUGGCUAGUUCAACAUGAAUUAUCCAUUAUCAGAGGAGGAUAAUGGAUACAAGAAGUCUCCCAGUUCUAGUGACAGAGCCCACUGUCUAGUCAGUCCGAUUCCAGCAGAUACAUUUACUCUCAUGGAUGAUGAUGUAAUCAAGAAAAUGAGGGCCAUCAGAUUAGUGGCUAGUGACAUGGGUAAGUGGCCAGUUUCUUUUACUUCAUUAUAAUGUUAAAGGGUCAGACAAUCUACACGCUCUUUAAAGGGAUAGUCUACUCAAAUUAGAACAAAACAUGGAAUGCUGUGUGAAUUGGCCAUAACAGGAUUUCAGGACUGUCAGGUUGUUUAAAAAAUAAGAAUUGUGGAAAAUGGAAUUGACCAAAUACAGAGAUUCUUUGUCAUUAUCAGUAGAAUCUGACAAAACAUUACCAUGGACUCUUUUGCAGGGUUCCCCCAAGUGGUCAUCCUCACCCAUGUGGAUAUGGCUUGCCCAAUGGGGAAUAAAAACCUGAGAAACGGGUAUAAAAGCAAGUAUAUAUAA